This is a messenger RNA of Amaranthus tricolor (Joseph's coat), 2914 nucleotides long. Its product is annotated as G-type lectin S-receptor-like serine/threonine-protein kinase At1g11300. The transcript has 7 exons. Gene Ontology annotation, biological process: protein phosphorylation; recognition of pollen. Gene Ontology annotation, molecular function: ATP binding; protein serine/threonine kinase activity. The coding region runs from base 126 to 2645 and encodes 839 amino acids. Lineage: Eukaryota; Viridiplantae; Streptophyta; Magnoliopsida; Caryophyllales; Amaranthaceae. The record is from RefSeq and is a predicted model, not a curated record.
UAUUCAAGAACUAUUAUAGGGGAUAGACAAAGACUGAUAAUAAUUAAUUUAAUCCCUUAUUAAAAUUAAAUACAGUUAAGAUAUGCUUUAUAUAUGUAAUAAAAAGAUAGACCAGAAAACUUCAUAUGAAAAAGAAAUCUUAUGUGCAUAUUAUGGAUCAUAUGCACAUUCUUGUUCUCUUUCUGUCUUGUUUUAUGAUAUGUAAUCUGGGUUCCUCUCAAGAUUACAUUACAAAGACUCAAUUUCUUAGUGAUCCAGGAACAAUACAGAAUGGUACUUUCAAACUUGGGUUUUUCAGCCCCAUCAACUCGACUAAUCGUUAUGUUGGGAUAUGGUAUAAUAUCAAAGAAUCCGACUUGUUGGAAAUUGUAUGGGUAGCUAACAGGAAUAAUCCAAUCACUGAUUCUUCUGGGGUGCUCAAAAUAUCCGAGGAUGGAAAUCUUCAACUCUUAAAUGGACAAAAUAAAACCUUUUGGUCUUCUAAUCUGACAGGAAAUGAGGUAAACGAAACAUAUGCACAACUUUCAGAAGAUGGAAAUUUUGCCCUGUAUUCAAAUACUAGUGAUGCAAUGAUCUGGCAGAGUUUUGAUCAUCCUACAGAUUCAUUAAUUUUGCUUCAGAUGAAGCUUCCUAUUAACGACAGUCUGAAUGAUAAGCAAAUAUUGUUUCGAUCAUGGAAGAACAUUUCUGAUCCAUCGAUUGGUAACUUUACAGCUGGGGGUAGUACUCAUUACCCUCUUCACUUGUUUAUAUUGAAUAAUGGUCGUCCUUAUUGGCGUAGUAAUGCAUGGGAUGGUAAUGUAUUCUUUGGAAAAGAUUCGGUUGUUAGUAUUAUUAACGACAAUGAAGGAAGAGCGUACUAUGGAUUUACGUUUGGGAAUCAAUCAAAACUACAACAUGUUGUAGUGACUUUUGAUGGUAACCUUGUGUUAAAGCAAUGGAAUGCUGAUACUCGAAAGUGGGAGAUUUUGUGGCAGUCUCGAGAAUCUGAGUGCGAUGAGUAUAGCAAGUGUGGAGCAUUCGGGAUUUGUAAUCCAAAAGCAUCUCCGAUUUGUGAUUGUUUAAAGGGGUUUGUGCCGAGAAACAAACAAGAAUGGAGCAGAGGAAAUUGGACUAGUGGGUGUGUUCGGAAAACAGUAUUGCAGUGUGACGGUAAGACUAAAGGGAAAACUGCAGACACGUUUUUGAAGUUAUGGCAUAUGAAAUUACCAGAUGGUGGCUUUUUGGUUUCGACAAAUAAUGAAGAUGAAUGUAGGAGUCAGUGCCUAGGAAGAUGUACGUGUUUAGCUUAUUCUUAUAUAUCAAAUUCUGGCUGUAUGACUUGGAACAACAGCUUGAUCGACAUUCAGACUGGUGCUUCUAAAAGUUUAAUCAAUACUAAGGGCGUUGAUCUUUCGAUUCGUUUAGCUCCUUCAGAAUUAGAUAAAUCUGAUCAGCAGCAAGGUUCUGUUGAUAGUAAAGAUGAUAAAAAGAAAAUAAUUCUUUUGGUAAUAUUGCUUAUUGGAACAGCUACUAUUGUGCUCAUCAUCAUGUUCUGUUUAUGGAGGCGGUUGAGUAAAAGAAAUGGACUAGCAAGAUUGAUGAACAAGAAGGCGCGAAGGCAGAACUCGAGGCAUGAAGAUGUAACAAGUAGGGAAUUUGGAGAUUUACCAAUGUUUGAAUUCGGAAAAUUGGCUAGUGCUACUGAUCAUUUUCAGGAAAAGAACAAGCUUGGGAAAGGUGGAUUUGGCCCUGUAUACAAGGGAAAGUUAGAAGACGGUCAAGAGAUAGCAGUUAAAAGACUUUCAAAAGUAUCGGGACAAGGCCUUCAAGAGUUUAUGAACGAGGUUUUAGUGAUCUCAAAACUUCAGCAUAGAAAUCUUGUGAAGUUGUUAGGCUGUUGUGUUGAAGGAGAAGAAAAACUGCUGGUUUAUGAAUACAUGCCAAAUAAAAGCCUAGAUGCACUUCUUUUUGAUUUAAGUCAUAAGAAGCUUCUAGAUUGGAAGAAACGAUUCAAUAUUAUCUUAGGCAUAUGUCGAGGACUUCUUUAUCUUCAUCGAGAUUCUAAAUUAAGGAUUAUUCAUAGAGAUCUAAAAGCAAGCAACAUUUUGCUGGAUGGAAAUCUAAAUUCAAAGAUAUCAGACUUUGGGAUGGCGAGGAUAUUUGGAGAUAACGAAGUUCAAGGGGACACUAAAAGGAUUUGUGGCACCUAUGGCUAUGUGUCUCCUGAGUACGCAAUGGAAGGGCAAUUUUCUGAAAAGUCAGACGUGUUCAGCUUUGGCGUCUUGCUACUAGAAAUUGUCAGUGGGAGAAGAAACAGUAGUUUCAGGGACGAGGAGUCUUUAAAUCUCUUAUGCCAUGCAUGGAAAUUGUGGAACGAAGAUGAUAUUUUUUCGUUGACUGAUCCAACAAUUUCAGAAUCGGUCUAUCUAACAGAAAUAUUGAGGUGCAUACGACUCGGCCUGUUGUGCGUGCAAGAAUUCCCUCAAGAUCGACCAAGCAUUUCCAAUGUUCUUUGCAUGAUUGAGAAUGAACUGACUGUGCUUCCACACCCAAAACAACCUGGCUUUACACUAAGAAGAACCUCUUCUGGUAAACCAACUCCACACUAUGGUCAUGAAUUUUGUUCUAAUUGGAUUUCAGUUAGUUCCUUCACUGGUCGAUAACACAAAGACAACAAUUUGGUUACGGUCACUAUCUAAUUAGACAUGUGUAAUGGGCUGAGUCUAGUUAAGAGCAUGUAAUCCAGCAUGCUCAAAAAGGAUCAAACCCGUUAAUUUGCUAGUUGCUACAUAUAAAUGGUGUAUUUACUUAAUAUAGUGCAAGUUUUGUAUAUGAAAACAUUUCAGUCAAGGAUAUAUGGAUAAGCUUUCCUACAUGAAAAAUAGUCUUAUUUUUUUCUUUGGUGAAUUAAUAUUGACGUUUGUUUGUUGUU